GUCCUGUCGGCCAGGUGCCAGGCCGCCAAAUUUUUGCCGAGCGCGUCCCGUCGCAGCCUCCAAACCGUCAUGUCAGACUUACCUCGGCUGUAUCUGGUUACCUACAAAUGUAGCUGUCAAGCGUCGAGGGCGCAACGCGACCUCUACUUCCAACGAUACAACGAGAGGGGAAAGAACAAGAAAGGAGAAGAGGUAUAGGACACAAAUCAAACCGAAGAAUCACCCUCCUGCGGCGCGCACAUCAUGGAGUUCGUGACGGCGCUCCGCGCCAGCUCCUUCGACGAGGCGAAGCCGUCGCUCUUUGAGCUCCUCUCGGAGGCGCAGCUAUCAGCCCUCCUACCCCCGACGCUCCGCUACCUCCUCACCGUCGCGACGCAGCGCUACCCUCGGCACCUCCUGCGCAUGCUCAACUCGUUCGACGAGCUAUACGCGCUCCUAGCCCUGCUAGUUGAGCGCCACUACCUGCGGACCCGCGGCGGCUCCUUCACCGAGCACUUCUACGGGCUGCGGAGGGAGCUAGCCGUCGCCGGCGGUGGCGGCAGCGGCGGGGGGAAGGCGCGUGCCGGGGGGAUACCGCGGGCGUCUGUCGGGGCGCCGGACGCGGCGCGCGAAGCCCUGCGGCUACGGGGCGGGGACCUGUGGAGGAACCUCGCCGUGGCCGUGGUGGUGCCGUACCUCAAGCGCAAGCUGGACGAGGCGUACGAGGUCAACGCGCCGAGGCGCCUGCUCGGCUCGGCGUACAACCGCCUCCCGGCCGGGGCGUCGCUGCGGGAGAGGCUCCUGUUCUGCUACCGCUGGUUCCUGACGCACGCGUACCCGGGUGUCAAUGCCGCGUACCACCUCUCGGCCCUGGCGUUUGGCCUGGCCUACCUGUUCGACCGAUCUACCUACCACAACCCUUUUAUGUGGCUGGUCGGCACGCGCCUCCGACGCAUGAAUGCGUCCGACUACCAAGCCAUCGAGGCGCUGGGUAAGACGGCGGCGGCAGCGGCGGCGGGCUCCUCGGCCCUCUCGCCCAGGAACGUCGGGGCGCGCGUGCUGGGCGGCCUGUCGGUGCUGCUGCCAACGAGCAUAUUCGCGCUCAAGUUCCUCGAGUGGUGGCACGCCUCCGAUUUCGCAAGGCAGCUGUCCAGGAGGGCAGCCGAGGGCCUGGACCUGCCCACGCCGAUAGUCACGGGGCUGCCCGAGGCGGCCCGCGUCGGCCGGGAGGAGAAGGGGGCCGGCGCCGCCGCCGGGCGGGAGGACGACGCGAGGCUGGCGGAGACUGCGCCGGUCGCGACGCCGUCGCUGCUGCCCGUGUACACAGUCGCGCCGGCGGCGGACUCGGAACUGUGCCCCAUCUGCGAAGGGGAGAUUGUCACGGCGACGGCGUGUCAGACGGGGUUCGUGUACUGCUAUAGCUGUAUCCACAAGUGGAUUGCCGGUGAGCACCCGAAGCAGGAGGACUUCAUGCAGGAUAAGGAAGGGAAGUGGGAGAGCGGGGCUGGCAGGUGUGCCGUGACUGGGCGGCGUGUAUUGGGCGGGACGGAGGGUCUGAGGAGGAUAAUGGUGUAAGAGACGAGACUGGGUUUGCUUUUGGGGCCGGCGUUUAGUGACUGUUCUAGACUAAAAGGAAAGGUUUCUGGGUUGUUGUUGGAAUAUACCCCCUGUUUCCCGUCAUCUA
Messenger RNA from Phialemonium atrogriseum, 1663 nucleotides. Its product is annotated as putative pex2 pex12 amino terminal region protein. The transcript has a single exon. The record is from RefSeq and is a predicted model, not a curated record. Gene Ontology annotation, cellular component: peroxisomal membrane; peroxisomal importomer complex. NCBI's taxonomy places the organism in Eukaryota, Fungi, Ascomycota, Sordariomycetes, Cephalothecales, Cephalothecaceae. The coding region runs from base 244 to 1554 and encodes 436 amino acids. Gene Ontology annotation, molecular function: protein binding; zinc ion binding; ubiquitin-protein transferase activity. Gene Ontology annotation, biological process: protein import into peroxisome matrix; protein monoubiquitination.